Molecule: messenger RNA, 699 nt
Organism: Pisolithus orientalis
Lineage: Eukaryota; Fungi; Basidiomycota; Agaricomycetes; Boletales; Pisolithaceae
Exons: 3
Coding region: 1-699 (232 amino acids)
Source: RefSeq, a predicted model, not a curated record
AUGAAGAAUGCAAUAUACAUCGAGAUCAUGAAGGCAAUCUUCUCAGUUGAUGAGUCCCCUGAAUUCCAAGUCCUCACUCAAGACAAUCCAGCUGUUUUCACUGCUCCAAUCCAUAGUUGGCUUGAUAAUGCACUACUUGGGCAGACAGGUGCCAGGCACACUUAUGAGGAUCUUGCAAGCAGCAACAGCACAAAAAAUAUAAUUGCAAUGAUUGAGAGGGCGUUUCCUUGGUGGGGAGAAUUGCACAGGUGGUGGUGCACAAAUCCUGCCUACAACAGCACCUGGAGUGCUGCUGAUAGUGGGCAGGAUUUCACUAGGCAUGUGGUUGAACUCUUCAAGCUGCAGCCAAACCCACCAUCCAGAGAUUCCAUCAAUCCUGCUGCAGGCCUGCUGAAUUCAUCUCAGCUGGAAGAGGGUGAAAUAGCAGAGGGUGGCGAUGAUUUUCAUACUAAUGACAACUUUUUUGCAGAUGAUUUGGAACUGAUGAAUGUUGAUGGCAACCCCCUCUUUUCACACAUCGAGAUGCCAUCAUUUCCCAUACCAUCCCCCUCCCCAGUCUUCUCUGAGCGAGAGCUGCCACCACCCAUUAUUCCAUUGCCCUCUCCAUCCUCUGCUGGAUCCAAGCAGUUGCUGUCAUCCCUCCCUGCUAAUUCCAAGCAGGUUUUCACUCACCCCCCUGCCAUCCUUCAAUUUUUCUGA